AUGGAGAAGCUGCAGAUCGGGCGGGACCUCCGGGAUGGUCUACAAAUCCACGUCAGGUAUAACGCCGACGGCGAGGAAGAGCCAGCACCCACUCUCUGUGAUGGCAUCCUGGAAGGUGGUGCGCCACGCCUUCACCACCUCGAAAUCCGACAAUGCAUCCCCUCCUGGAUUUCCGCUCCUUUUAAUUGCGCCCUCAAGACUUUGAAAUUAUCCCUCCCCGAUGUACCUGGCAACCCUUCCGAUUUGGAAAUAAUCUUGGAUACCCUACAAGACUUGCCGCUGCUCCAGUGCUUCGAGCUCACACUUGACGAAGGGGAUUCGGCCCUUUAUGACUGGGAAGAAGACCAAGGGAGAGCAGUUGGAAUCGUCCUGGACAACCUCGAGGAUUUCAUGUACCGGGGCCCUGCGGAAUUAUGCCUUGGGCUGCUGCGAAACCUUGUACUACCCACAUCACCUCCACCUCUCACUCGCUUCCACUGCACAUACCUCUACGCGGAUCGCCCACAGAUCCUGGCCAGCCUUUUCGCAGAAAUAGCGCCCGCCACAAUAUCAGUCUUCGGCGGUAGAACUCGGGAGAUGUACAUGCAUCGCCGCCUAUGUCAUCCCAUCACAUUCACUGGGUGGGCGCAGGACCCAGACGGCCAGGGAAGGGCGAUGACGUUCGACUGGAACUUCUACGAUCGCAUGGCUGGACGACAACCAUGGAGGAUGGGCCGGUGUGGGAGGGCAAAGGCAGGGGACGAGCGUAUGGAGAUCGCUGAGGACUUCCGGCAAAUCGUCCUGUCCUUAUUGCCGCUCUUUGACAUCAGGAGUCUGCAAGUGGACGUGGAGUCGCUGAGCGAGGAUGAAUGGACGAGGUUGGGUUCACUUGCCUCCCUGACAGCCAUUCAAUUUGGCGCAGGCGUUGCAAGCCAGUUCUUCGAUAAGUUGGGCGGCGAUCCGGUACUACGGGAGAUUCUCGAAAAGGGGAAGGAUGAAAAAGAAGGGGGCCAUAGUGACUCGGAGGAGUCAGCGAAGCCAAUGUUUUCGACCAUUCAGACCAUCACGCUGGAUGAUGUGGUGGUUGCAGAAGAGGAGGAGGAACUCGAAGACGAUCUUCAGUUCUACACCACUGUCCCAAGGGAACGCGUGAAGAGUGUAUUGAAGGCGAGGCAGGAAGCGGGAUGGGAACUCCCCAAACUGGUGCUAUCAAAGUGCCAAGGGCUCACCGAGCAGGACAUUGACUCUUUGAAAGAAGCUGCUGGAGAAGUGGUUCUAUAG
This is a messenger RNA of Coprinopsis cinerea okayama7#130, 1260 nucleotides long. RefSeq lists its product as hypothetical. The transcript has a single exon. NCBI's taxonomy places the organism in Eukaryota, Fungi, Basidiomycota, Agaricomycetes, Agaricales, Psathyrellaceae. The coding region runs from base 1 to 1260 and encodes 419 amino acids. The record is from RefSeq and is a predicted model, not a curated record.